AUGCAGUUCACUUUUGUCGCUCUUACUCUCUUCGUCUCUGGAGCCUUUGCUGCUACUGCUUCCACUGAGGAAUACCAAUCUGACCUUAGUACUCUUGAGGAUUCUGGUUGUCAGACCGUCAAAUGUGUGGCUUCUCUUGCUGCUGACACUGCUGCUUGCGGUGCUGCCGCUGCUGAGGUCGGUCUUGACCCCUUGGCUGAUCUUGCAUGCUUCGGCUCCGUUGGUGCUUCUUAUGCCAACGACGUCUGCGCCGGUUGCUUCUAG
Molecule: messenger RNA, 264 nt
Organism: Talaromyces amestolkiae
Lineage: Eukaryota; Fungi; Ascomycota; Eurotiomycetes; Eurotiales; Trichocomaceae
Exons: 3
Coding region: 1-264 (87 amino acids)
Source: RefSeq, a predicted model, not a curated record